ACUCCUAUAGCCAUUAACUCUCCCACCUACAGGAGAAACACAACCCCAUGUCUGAAUUUGACUUGGAGAACUUGGCAGUCUGUGGAUCCAACUUGUUUGUGGCAGGAACAGAGACCACCAGUUCCACCCUAAGAUACGGGCUCCUGCUCCUCAUGAAACAUCCAGAGGUGGAAGCCAAAGUUCAUGAAGAAAUUGACAGUGUGAUUGGACACAACCAGAGGCCCUCCUUGAAGGACAAGAUGAAGAUGCCUUACACAGAGGCUGUGUUGAAUGAGAUACAAAGAUACAUCACCCUCCUUCCGUCUAAUUUACCACAUGCUGUGACCAAGGACACAAAAUUCAGACAAUAUGUCAUCCCCAAGGGCACCACAGUAUUGCCAUUAUUGUCUUCAGUCUUGUUGGACUGCAAGGAGUUCCCCAAUCCAGAGACCUUUGACCCAGGCCACUUUUUGGAUAAAAAUGGCAGCCUCAGGAAAACAGAUUACUUCAUACCCUUUUCCCUUGGGAAACGGGCCUGUGUUGGCGAGGGCCUGGCCCGCGUGGAGCUGUUCCUCUUCCUCACCACCAUUCUGCAAAACUUUUCCCUCAAGCCCCUGGUGGAGCCCAGGGAACUAGAGACCAGACCCCUUGUUACUGGGCUUCUCACCGUUCCCCCGCCUUUCAAGCUGCGCCUUCUUCCUAGAUGAAAGGACUUUCCUCUUUUAACAAUUUGAUUCAAAGUAAUUGCUUUUCCUCUUACUCCCCAAUAGUCUCGCUCUUCAUUUUAAAUACUGUGUAGGACAGAAACACUACUCACUAAGAACUUGACGGACAUUUGUUUAAAUCUGCAAAUCCCUUGACAAAAAGGAGCUGGGUCCUGGCAACUCCAAGGGCACAAACACUGUGUUCAUACCCUGUACAGUUCUUUAUAAACCGCGCUUCAGCAGAGCCAAGACCAGGCCCACACACGGCUUUUGUCGGGGAUAAUUAGCAACAUAGUAGAGCCUUCACUCUUUCUGUGGCUUCGCACAUAUGCCGAUUUUCUGCUGUUUUUCAAAACAGGGACGUUACUAUAAUAGCCUAUGUGUGCGAUUUCUAUUUCCAAUUGGAAGCAUGUAUAGGAUUUGUACCACAUUCACAAAAUAAAUCCUUACUUC
Messenger RNA from Myotis lucifugus (little brown bat), 1136 nucleotides. RefSeq names its product cytochrome P450 2C23-like. Gene Ontology annotation, biological process: xenobiotic metabolic process. Lineage: Eukaryota; Metazoa; Chordata; Mammalia; Chiroptera; Vespertilionidae. The transcript has 4 exons. The coding region runs from base 48 to 686 and encodes 212 amino acids. The record is from RefSeq and is a predicted model, not a curated record. Gene Ontology annotation, molecular function: heme binding; oxidoreductase activity, acting on paired donors, with incorporation or reduction of molecular oxygen, reduced flavin or flavoprotein as one donor, and incorporation of one atom of oxygen; iron ion binding. Gene Ontology annotation, cellular component: intracellular membrane-bounded organelle; cytoplasm.